AGUUGUAGACAUGGCAGCGCUGAGACAGGAGCAUCGGUAUGGGCUCUCCUGUGCAAAAAUCAACAAAAACGUUCCAAAUAAAACUCUGUAUCACGUCAAGCUAACUGAUACCGCCAUUCGAACGCUUGAAGCCUAUCAAAAUCUUAAGGGAUCCUUACCAAAUCAGCCAGCAAUUUGCUUCAAGGGGAGCCAGGGGGCAGUGUCAGAGGAAGGACCUAAAAAUUGUCAAAGACUCAAGCCUCCCAAGUCAUAGACUGUUCUCUCUGCUACUGCACUGCAAGCAGUACCGAUGCACCAAGCCUGGAACCAACAGGACCCUGAACAGCUUCUUCCCCCAAGCCAUAAGUUAAUUAAAUAGUUAACCAAAUAGCUACCUGGACUAUCUGCAUUUACCCUUUUUGCACAAACUUUGUUUGACUCUUAACAUACACUGCUACUACUGUUUACUAUCAAUCCUGUUGUCUAGUCACUUUAUUCCUAUUUAUAUGUACACAUAUACCUGAAUUACCUCAUACUCUUGCACGUCAACUCAGUACUGGUACCUUGUGUAUACAGCCAAUUUAUCGUUACUCACUGUGUAUUUAUUAUCACUUUUAUUAUUACGUGUUUUACUUUUCUAUUCCUCUUUUUUCUUUCUCUGUAUUGUUGGGAAGGGCCGUAAGUAAGCAUUUCACUGUUAGUCUACACCUGUUGUUUAAGAGCAUGUGAUGAAUAAAAUUUAAUUU
Salmo salar (Atlantic salmon) is the source of this 725-nucleotide messenger RNA. RefSeq names its product elongation factor, RNA polymerase II, 2. The record is from RefSeq and is marked provisional. Gene Ontology annotation, biological process: snRNA transcription by RNA polymerase II; transcription elongation by RNA polymerase II; positive regulation of transcription elongation by RNA polymerase II. Gene Ontology annotation, cellular component: transcription elongation factor complex. Gene Ontology annotation, molecular function: cis-regulatory region sequence-specific DNA binding. NCBI's taxonomy places the organism in Eukaryota, Metazoa, Chordata, Actinopteri, Salmoniformes, Salmonidae.